CUUCGACACUGAUGUGUCAGUUGGCCUGCGUGAAUUCACCACGAACAGAAAAUAAUGUUGCUCGUUGCAACAAUGUCAGAAAAUAGACGAUCAAGUUUCAUUUAAUCAAUGUUUUAAAUUGUUGAUCUACUACAGACGGAAAGAACACAUAUUUAUGAAUAAGUAGAGUAACGUUUGGGAGGCCAUGACAUCUAUAAUUAAACUUCAUGCUCUCUCGGGCGUUCACGACGAGUCUCCACAGUGCUACUUGCUUCAAGUAGAUGAAUUCAAGUUUCUGCUGGACUGCGGUUGGAACGAGUUCUUUAGUUUACAAGCCGUGAAAGAAAUGAAAAAAUGUGCCAAUCAAAUUGAUGCCGUUCUGCUCUCGUAUCCCGAUUGCAACCACUUGGGUGCUCUUCCCUACUUGGUUGGACACUGUGAACUAAAAUGCCCCAUAUACGCUACCGUGCCUGUUUACAAGAUGGGGCAGAUGUUCAUGUACGACCUUUUCCAGUCGAGGCACAAUAUGGAGGAUUUUACUCUAUUUUCACUGGACGAUGUCGAUGCUGCAUUUGAUAAAAUUGUGCAGCUCAAGUACAGCCAGACAGUGGCACUAAAAGGAAAAGGGCAGGGCUUAUCCAUCACUCCACUGCCUGGUGGCCACAUGAUUGGUGGCACAAUCUGGCGAAUAGUGAAAGAUGGCGAGGAGGACAUCCUGUACGCUGUUGAUUUCAAUCACAAGAAGGAGCGGCAUCUCAACGGUUGUAUUCUGGAACAGAUAUCUCGACCCUCGCUACUCAUCACGGAUGCCUUCAAUGCCACAUACACACAGGCGCGGAGACGAACGAGAGAUGAGCAACUCAUGACAAACAUCUUACAGACUCUCCGAAAUGGGGGUAACGUCCUCGUCUCUGUAGACACAGCUGGCAGAGUGCUGGAACUGGCACACAUGCUGGAACAACUGUGGCGUAACCAUGACUCUGGCCUAAUGGCUUACUCCCUAGCACUGCUAAAUAAUGUCAGCUACAACGUCGUAGAGUUUGCCAAGUCUCAGGUGGAGUGGAUGAGUGACAAGGUCAUGCGGUCCUUUGAAGGUGCCCGGAACAACCCUUUCCAGUUCAAGCACCUGCAGCUCUGUCAUAGCCUGAUGGAGCUGUCAAGAGUUCAGGAGCCUAAGGUGGUAUUAGCCAGUAUGCCAGACAUGGAAUGUGGCUUUUCCCGGGAGUUGUUCAUACAGUGGUGUCGUAGUCCGAAGAACAGUGUCAUCCUGACAAGUAGAACUAGCCCAGGAACGCUGGCCAGGGAUCUGAUAGAAAAUCCUCACCAGCAAACACUUACCCUAAAAGUGAAGCAACGUGUGCGUUUAGAAGGUUCGGAAUUGGAGGAAUACAUGCGUAAGGAAAAGGAACUGGCUGCUGCACGACAAAAAGCGGAAAGAGAAAAGGAAUUUGAUGCAUCCGACUCGAGUGAAGAAAGUGAGGAUGACAUGGAUAUUGACGAGAAGAAACCUACCAUUGAGAGCAUUAAGUCUGAGAAGUCCAAGUCACUAGGGUUCUUCAAGCAGGCCAAGAAAUCCUAUCUUAUGUUUCCAGUGAAAGAAGAGAAAAUGAAAUGGGAUGACUAUGGGGAAGUGAUCCGUGCUGAAGAUUUUAUUAUUGUUGAAAAGACUACUCAAGAAGAGGAAGCAACAGAAGUCAAGCCUGAAAACGAUGACGUCAUGCAAGAUGUGACAGAAAUGCCAACGAAAUGCCUGGAAAGUACAGUGACCCUCGAUGUGAACGCUUCACUGCAGUACAUAGACUUUGAGGGGCGAUCAGAUGGAGAGAGUGUUAAAAAAAUUAUCUCCAUGAUGAAGCCCCAGAGGGUGAUUCUGGUUCACGGAACUCUGGAAGCCACCGAAGCCCUAGCUAAUUACUGCCUCACUUCAGGUGCCGUACAAGGCAGAGUUUUCACUCCCAAAGUUGGAGAGGUAGUAGAUGCAACAACAGAGUCCCACAUCUACCAAGUGAAGCUGAAGGACUCUUUGGUGAGCUCGCUGCAGUUCUCUAGGACGAAGAAUGCAGAGCUGGCAUGGCUCGACGGCGAAAUCGUCUUGGAGGAACAUUUAGGGCAGACAGACGACAUCAUGGAUACAGACGAAUCAAGAGAAAGCAUGUAUAUACUCCAGCCACUCGCUGCUAAUCAGGUCCCCACUCAUUCAACCAUAUUCAUCAACGAACUCAAGUUAUCAGAUUUCAAGCAGGUGCUGCUGCGAAAUGGCAUACAGGCAGAGUUUUCCGGCGGCGUCCUCUACUGUAAUAAUAUUGUUGCUGUGAGAAGGAAUGAAACUGGGAGGAUCAACAUAGAGGGCAGCUUAUGUGAAGAUUACUUCAAAGUUCGAGAUAUCUUGUAUAAGCAAUAUGCUAUCAUCUAGUGCACAUAAAGAAGUAAAAUCCUAUUUUCCAGUGCAUACGA
Molecule: messenger RNA, 2433 nt
Organism: Ornithodoros turicata
Lineage: Eukaryota; Metazoa; Arthropoda; Arachnida; Ixodida; Argasidae
Gene: CPSF2
Product: cleavage and polyadenylation specificity factor subunit 2-like
Exons: 17
Coding region: 185-2392 (735 amino acids)
Biological process (GO): mRNA 3'-end processing by stem-loop binding and cleavage
Cellular component (GO): mRNA cleavage and polyadenylation specificity factor complex
Molecular function (GO): RNA binding
Source: RefSeq, a predicted model, not a curated record